This is a messenger RNA of Calidris pugnax (ruff), 1433 nucleotides long. RefSeq names its product threonine synthase-like 2. Gene Ontology annotation, molecular function: pyridoxal phosphate binding. NCBI's taxonomy places the organism in Eukaryota, Metazoa, Chordata, Aves, Charadriiformes, Scolopacidae. The record is from RefSeq and is a predicted model, not a curated record. The transcript has 7 exons. The coding region runs from base 197 to 1207 and encodes 336 amino acids. Gene Ontology annotation, biological process: 2-oxobutyrate biosynthetic process; dephosphorylation.
CCGGCUGAAAGAUGGGCUGAAUGUUUUGGAGCUGUGGCCCGGGGCUACUUAUGCGUUUAAGGAUCUGUCCUUGUCCUGCACAGGGCAGUUUUUACAGUAUUUCUUGGAGAAAAAGCAGAAGCAUGUCACUAUUGUGGUGGGGACUUCAGGAGACACGGGGAGCUCCGCCAUCGAGAGUGUGAGAGGGCAGAAGAACAUGGACAUCUUUGUUCUGCUGCCCAAAGGGUUCUGCACCCAGAUACAGGAACUUCAGAUGACCACCGUCAUUGAAGACAACGUCCAUGUCUUUGCUGCUCAUGGGAACAGUGAUGAAAUCGAUGAGCCCAUCAAGGAACUGUUCGCUGAUGUGGAUUUUGCCAGAAAAUACAAUCUGAUGAGCUUGAAUUCGGUCAAUUGGUCUAGGAUUAUGGUGCAGAUUGCUCACCACUUCUACGCUUACUUUCAGUGUGCCCCAUCCCUGGAUACCACCCCGCUGCCAGUGGUGGAAAUUGUUGUGCCAACAGGAGGAGGAGGAAAUAUCACAGCUGGCUGUAUUGCCCAGAAAAUGGGUCUCCCAAUUCGACUUGUUGCCGUGGUUAAUAGCAAUGACAUCAUUCAUAGGACUGUUCAACAAGGAGAUUUCUCGCUGUCGGAGAGCGUGAAGGCUACAUUAGCAUCAGCCAUGGAUAUUCAGGAGCCUUACAACAUGGAGAGGAUCCUCUGGUUGCUCUCAGGCUCCGACAGCAGCCUGAUGAAAACGCUGAUGGAGCGAUUCAGCGUGUCGAAAAGCCUGAAGCUGCCGGAGGAUUUGCACAAAAAGCUCUCUGAGACCCUGCGCUCCUGCUCGGCCUCGGACGAGGACAUCGUGCGAGCCAUGCAGCGCUGCUGGGAGGAGAACCACUACCUGCUGUGCCCACACUCCGCCGUGGCUGCUCACUACCACUACUCACAGCCAGACAGCACGCCCCGCUGUUGUUUAGCUCCAGCCUCUGCGGCCAAAUUUCAGGAUGCUGUGCUCCGAGCAGGCCUGGUUCCUCAGCUCCCCCCGGAAAUCACUGCCUUAACAGGGAUGGAGACCAGGUCCACCUCCCUGGAGCGGGGACAGGACUGGGCACAGGUGCUCCGGGAGCAGAUUGAAGCCACGACACGGCGGCGAGAGGCGUCAGGGAGUCGGUCGGCCCCCCUGGGACAUCAGGGGAUCACCAGGCAGGGAGUCACACAGACCUGAGCUACUGGGGCACGGCUGGCUGAUGCCUCCCAGGGCUCAUUUUGAAUCCCUAAUAAAGCCCCAUGUUAUGCUGGGAGAGGAGCCUACAGUCCCCAUGCAAUGAAUUAUUAGUAGGAACAAACUUCACCAUUAAAUGAUACAGACUAUUUCAUAACAUUUUCAGUGAAGAGCUCUGCAAUUGUAUCCCCUUUUUCCUAGAAAUCCAUAAACACUGAUUGAAACUCUA